This is a messenger RNA of Aureobasidium namibiae CBS 147.97, 1557 nucleotides long. RefSeq names its product putative feruloyl esterase. The transcript has a single exon. The coding region runs from base 1 to 1557 and encodes 518 amino acids. NCBI's taxonomy places the organism in Eukaryota, Fungi, Ascomycota, Dothideomycetes, Dothideales, Saccotheciaceae. The record is from RefSeq and is a predicted model, not a curated record.
AUGAAGUCUUUUAUUGGUCGUACGCUCGCUUUGCUGCAAGCACCUCUCAGCCCAGCAAGUCUUCAACCCACUUCGAAUCGAUGUUCCGUGACGACUCUCGCGAAACCCGACAUCUUCGGAGCUAAGAUCAUUGAUGUUUCUGCUCGCGAGGUCAAUCUCUAUUCAAGCAGUGAUGAACAAACGUUGGGAAAGAGCGAAUCGGGCGAUUUGAACUUUUGCAACGUCACCGUUACUUACACUCAUCCCGGACAACACGAUACGAUACAUGUCACGGUUUGGCUUCCGCUCGAAGAAUGGAAUGGCAGGUUCAUGGCUGUUGGAGGCGGAGGCUGGAUCACUGGUCACCCAUAUUUGAGCCCUCAGAUCAAAUUGGGCUAUGCUGCUGCCAGUACCGAUGGUGGUCAUGGAUUGGAACGCUCUGCGGCGUCUUGGGCUUUAACAAGUCCUGGUAAUGUGAACUGGAAUCUACUGCAAGACUUUGCAUACCGAGCGCUUGACGACAUGGUUCUCAUUGGCAAAGCCGUCACGACAUCUUUCUAUGAUACUGCACCAAAGUAUUCCUACUGGAAUGGAUGCUCGACGGGAGGUAGACAGGGUCUCAUGCUUGCACAGCGUUCCCCUAGUUUGCUCGAUGGCAUUCUAGCAGCUGCUCCUGCUGUUGACUGGCCUACCUUUGUCACCUCUGCUUUUUGGGCCCAGCAACGCAUGAACCAGAUAAAGGUGUACCCAUCGACUUGCGAACUCAUGGCCUUUAGAGCCGCCGCCGUCGAGGCUUGCGAUGACCUUGAUGGACUGGCCGACGGCAUCAUCGGAGCACCCGGUCUGUGCCAAUUCGAUCCACACUCUGUUGUUGGCAAGAAAAUCGACUGCGACAACGUCAAGGAACUCACCUCUGCAGGCGCUACCAUAGCUCACGCAGCAUGGAGCGGGCCCGUUGAUGCCGAUGGCAAAGCCUCUUGGUUUGGUGUCAACCACGAUGCACUCCUUCGAUCAGCCGAAGAUACCUAUGUAGUCGGCAACGGCAGCACAAGAGGCAAGACCAUUCCCGAGGAAUGGGUUAGUCUGUUUGUCAAGAAAGAUCCAGCGUACGACACGACAAAGAUGACAGACGCAGAGUUCUUCUCCGUCCUCAAGGCCUCACAGAGGGACUAUGAUUCGAUUCUCGGCACACAUUGGCCUGAUCUAUCCGAGUUCCGUGAUGCAGGCGGCAAGAUGAUCACAUGGCAUGGUCUUGCCGACGACCGUAUUCCACCUAACGGCACCUCACAUUACUACGACCAAGUGCUUGCCGCCACCUCGAAUGUCUCGGACUUCUACAGAUAUUUCGAAGCUCCGGGUGUCGCGCACUGCGCGGGAGGAGCUGGACCUGUGCCAGACGCUCAUAAGGACUUGGUCAGGUGGGUUGAGGAGGGCAUCGCUCCUGACACUCUGAGAGCCUUCGAUCAGCAUGGAAAGGGCACUGUCAGAGAGCUGUGUCAGUAUCCGCUUGUUCAGCGUUUCGUUGGAGGUGAUCCGAAGGUCGCAUCUUCAUUUGUAUGCUCUACUGGAUUCGUUUGA